CGUGACGCACUUCCUGUUUGUUGUUGGAGAAAGGAGAAAAGAAAGCGCGAGGAGCCGCCGCCGUCACCAGCGCUGCUGCUCAGAAGCCGAAGACACCGGGCUGCCGCCCCGCCGCCUCCCCGCCGCCGGCUCCGCAUCUGCAGGACUCGUUCCAACAGCCUGUAAAACAUGGUGGAUUACUAUGAAGUUCUAGGCGUGCAGAGACAUGCCUCCGCCGAGGACAUUAAAAAGGCGUAUCGGAAACUGGCAUUGAAGUGGCACCCAGAUAAAAAUCCUGAGAAUAAAGAAGAAGCGGAGAGGAAAUUCAAACAAGUAGCUGAGGCGUAUGAGGUGCUCUCUGAUGCUAAAAAACGGGACAUCUAUGACAGAUAUGGCAAAGAAGGAUUAAAUGGUGGAGGUGGAGGUGGAGGUGGAAGUCACUUCGACAACCCGUUCGAGUUCGGCUUCACAUUCCGGAACCCAGAUGACGUGUUCAGGGAAUUUUUUGGUGGAAGGGACCCAUUUUCAUUCGACUUCUUUGGUGUCCUAGGGGACUUCCACUUUCAGGCGGUCAGGAUUUACACGCAGGAGGAGCUGCUGCACGGCUGCUGCAUGUUUGGAGUGACGCUGCGGCCUGCUGGCGAAGACCCAUUUGACGACUUCUUUGGAACCCGGCGGGGUCCGCGUGGGAGCAGGAACCGGGGAACCACCUCGUUCUUCUCCGCCUUCACGGGGUUCCCGGCUUUCGGUGGAGGGUUUCCAGCUUUUGAUGCAGGAUUUACUUCCUUCGGGUCAAUAGGCCAUGGGGGUCUCACUGCAUUCUCUUCCUCGUCAUUUGGUGGUGGUGGCAUGGGCAACUUCAAGUCCGUAUCGACUUCUACCAAAAUUGUUAACGGAAGAAAAAUCACUACAAAGAGAAUUGUCGAGAACGGUCAAGAAAGAGUAGAAGUUGAAGAAGACGGCCAGUUAAAGUCCUUGACGAUAAAUGGUGUGGCCGACGAGGACGCCUUCCGGGAGGCCUGCCGGCUCCGAGGCCAGCACGCGCUGCCGGAGCAGCCCGCCGGCACCAGCGCCCGCCCCCUGCGGCCCCCCAGGCCCGCCCCGCCGCCCAAGCACGAGGAGGACGACGAGCCGGGCCGCCAGCGGGCCGCCAGCCACUGGGAGCCCUCCACCUCAGCAGGACUGAAAGAAGGCGGCAAGAGGAAGAAGCCGAAGCACAGAGACGAGUCCAAGAAGAAGAAGGCGACCAAGGGGCAGCACUAGAGCGGGCGCCGGCGCGGUGUGUGCGCCAUGGGGCCCGCUCCGCCCGCCACCCUCAGCCCACGGCCUCAGCCAGCACCCAGACAGCGAUGCCUGGGCAGCGGUCAGGGCUCUUGCUUGUUCUCAACGGGGCGGCCGCUAGCUUUGGGGACUGGCGGUAGACGGUGCCGGGCUGUCCCGGGGUGGGGGAGCCGGAGGUGGUGAGUGUAGUGACUCCAGUAACACAUCACCCCUGACGCCGGGCGGUCCUGUCCGCCACCUCACUGAGCUGGCACCCCGGCCUCGGAGUGGGCGCGGUGCCCGUCCCUCCUUCCCUCCCCCCCUGGCCCCGGAGCACGUGCCCGGGGCCCUCCCCAGCUUUGCUCCGAGCUUGGGAGCAGGCGGCUGCCCGGCCCGCGGGCGCCCGCAGACAGGAGCUCGAGUUUCAGCUGCGGACGCGGCCUCCUGUCUGCCGGCCUCGCUCUGCCUUCUCUGCACGGCCCGCUGCCCCGUGACGACCCUUCGCAAAGACCUGCUGUCCACCGCCUGCCCUCCCCCGUGCAAACAGCAAUUGUGAAACGUGUGGAUGUGACGUAAAAUGCCAGCACCUCGGGCCUGCAGCGCUGAGCCGCGGCCGGGGCGGCCACGGGCGGCUCCUGCGUGGGCGCCGAGGGCCGGCCCGCACGGAAUAAAGUGUGAGCACCACC
Pipistrellus kuhlii (Kuhl's pipistrelle) is the source of this 1925-nucleotide messenger RNA. It is a transcript of the gene DNAJB6, whose product is annotated as DnaJ heat shock protein family (Hsp40) member B6. Gene Ontology annotation, biological process: positive regulation of proteasomal ubiquitin-dependent protein catabolic process; protein refolding. Lineage: Eukaryota; Metazoa; Chordata; Mammalia; Chiroptera; Vespertilionidae. The transcript is spliced from 11 exons. Gene Ontology annotation, cellular component: cytoplasm; nucleus; endoplasmic reticulum membrane. The record is from RefSeq and is a predicted model, not a curated record. Bases 169 to 1242 code for a protein of 357 amino acids. Gene Ontology annotation, molecular function: ATPase activator activity; Hsp70 protein binding; protein folding chaperone.